Messenger RNA from Cyclocybe aegerita, 1092 nucleotides. Lineage: Eukaryota; Fungi; Basidiomycota; Agaricomycetes; Agaricales; Hemipholiotaceae. The record is from the annotation of a GenBank genome assembly.
AUGGCGCUCACCUUUCAUCUCAUCUUCGCGACAAUGGUCUUCAGUCGCAUGCUAUUGCACACUGUGGCCCAUCCGUAUAUGCCUACCAGGACACUCAGCAUCCAAGACCUCACCGACCGGAAGGUGCAAUCUGCUGCUGCUGGCACCCCACCUAACUGCUUUCCCGCUCUGGGAUUCACAAUGCCCACAGCCGUGCCAUCUUCGGUAAACAACUGGUGGUGCAAUUAUGAUACCGAAUACGCUUUCAUGGGGUUUAGUUACGAAGUUACUGCAUGUCAAAGCUUGACCCAGCUGAGGAAAGAAUUUCUCGACAUCAGGCAGACCUUCAAUGGCAGAUACGUCCGCUUGUACGGCGCUUGCGAUCGGAAAGGAUUCUACGAUGACGUGGUCGAUGCGGCGUGGCGCGCUGGCGUUGGGGUUCAUGCCCUCAUUUGGUUUGGGUGGGAUGACCCUAACAUUUGGAAGACGCGUCGAGACGUACUCCUCGCCGCCUUACAUUCCAACCCCAAAGCGAAAUUCGUCACUCGUGUCUUACAAUUUGGAUCGGAGCCUUUGUAUGACUGGGCCCUAGACCCGAAGGUUCUUGCCACCCAGGUAAAAGCUGCACAGGCGAAUUUGACAAGCCUUCAUAUCCCUGUCACGAUAAGUGAGAUGGCGUACGGAUACCAAUCGCGCACAGCGGACGGGUCCAUGUCCGUUAUGAGCGCGAUUGACUUCAUAGAUGCACACAUGUUGCCAUUCUUCUCGACACAGGCGUCUACAGCAAGUAAAUCGUGGCCGAUCGUUCAGAAUGACAUCAACUGGUUUGUGAACAACGGGCAAGGAAAGAAGAUAUACCUAAGUCAGAAUGGCUGGCCAUCGGUGACAUAUCCUGGCGUUGAACCGAACAGCCCCUCAGCUGUUGCUAACGUUGCUAACGAACGCGACUACUACACUCUUCUGGAACAGCAGUGCACCUACUUCAAAAAUGUACCCGGAGGUGGAAUUGGGUGGUUUGCCCACAUUUACUCCGACAAUCAAGAACCCGGAUAUGGGAUUUAUGGCACAAAUGGCGCCUUGAAGUUCCCAUUUGCUCCUAAGACAUCGUGCUAG